Culicoides brevitarsis is the source of this 3651-nucleotide messenger RNA. RefSeq lists its product as uncharacterized. The coding region runs from base 1 to 3063 and encodes 1020 amino acids. The record is from RefSeq and is a predicted model, not a curated record. Lineage: Eukaryota; Metazoa; Arthropoda; Insecta; Diptera; Ceratopogonidae. The transcript has 12 exons.
AUGAGUAAAUACCUGCAAUUAUCAGUAUUUGUGUUGCUUUUGCUUUUUUGCGCUAUCAACUAUGUUGCCAGUGUAUUAAUUGGAAUGAUUGCCCCGAUAGAAGUAAUCGAAGAAUGGACGUGCCACGACUCCGAAAUUCGCCUAACAUGCGGUCACUUGGAUUCACAAAUAGCCAUAUUAGAUGCCACAUUUACGCCAAAUUGCACGAAUAACAGCACAGAUGAUGACAACGGGAGCCGUGCCACAAAUGAAACGUGCAAAACAUUUAAUGAAUUCAGGCUAAUUCAGCAAUAUAUUUUGCACCAUCGUUACGAGAAUCGGUUGCACGGGCAAGCCGAAGCUGGUCGUCGUUUCCUUCAAGAAUUACGAAAACCGCUUAAUGGCGAUGUCGAGCUCGACGAUGAAUUCGACUUGGAGGCAUCUCUCGACUACCUUGCUAGUGGCAAAGACAAAAGAUUUUCCCUUCGCGCCUCUUUGGAAAAACUCAUUGAACAAUAUUUGCGAAAAAUUACGCCAGAUCGCAACGACAUCGAUAGCGAUGGCUUCGAUUCACGCAAACGGCGCAGCAUGCAAGACCAAAAUGUCACGAUAAUCACGGGAGACAUCAGUGUCAAUGACACAUGGGAUACCGGCUAUUCGGGAUCCGGCGAUCAAUAUAGCGACGAAGAUGAAGAAGAAGAGGAAAUUCACGACGACAAUGAGUUUGAAAGUGUGCUGGACCAGUACGAUAGUCGCAAUAACGAUGGCAAAAGUGAGGAAGAAUACGCGGAAAUAAAUACCGAACGAUAUCGCGAAACGGAAAAAGUUGAACUUGGCUCACGCAAUAUAAAUACGAGUGACGUGCAGGAAAGCGAUGAAAACGACGAAAGUAAAAGUGAGGAAAUGAAAAUGCGGAAAAACGGAAAGAAUCUGAAAAUUCCGGCGGUUUGUCUGAAAAACAGACGACGUGUUUCGCAUUUGGAUAAAAUGGAAUUGGAUCAGUCGUUACAAGAUCACUCGGAUACGGAGUAUAACAUACGAAACUUAUUGAAUUACAGAUGCUCCGGAAAAAACCAUUGUAGUUUCAUCUUUGCUUCAGAUCAUCCAUUAGCGAGGAUUUGGAAUAGUGGCGUUGUGCGGAUUAAAUAUGCCUGCAUGGACAAUUUCCGCAUCAAUCGCUUCUGUAAUGAAAAUCUCAUGAUUGGAAAUGAAGUUGUUCUGCCAAACAGUAAGUCAGCUGAAGAGGUUGUCGAGGAGGAGAGCAAUGAAAUUGACAUCGAAGGUUCGAGUGACGAAGAGGGAAAAGGGGAACCACGAGCUGAAGCACGCGUGCAAUUGGAGUCAAAUUACCAUCAAUUUACUAAUUUGAAAAUCAUAAAGGCAUCGCCAGAGGAGGAAGAGCAGCAACAACGCGAAGCGACACGUCGCAAAAAUGAACAAAAACGUCGACGACAGGGAAUUUACUCGCAGGAUUUUCGACUGGUAAAAGUUCUAUCUGGCGAUCAAUUAGACAACAAAGUUCCCGAAUCAGGCAAUGAAUUCGUCAUCAGACGCGAUAACGACGACAAUGAAAUUCUACCAAAGGAAAAAUAUUUCGACGACGACACAACUUUGGGACCAGAACCUACGCAAAUUUCGCCCGAAUCGAAAAUUCUCACGACAGAAACGCCAAAAACGACUCAAGACACAAACGACAUACUAAAGUACCUAAACGUUCCGGCAAGCAAGGCAUCUGUAACAACAACAGCAGCCACGACAACGACGAAAGACUCGUCCCUCGAUUACGAGAUAAUUAUUCGGGAAGGAAAAGAAGUAAUUACCAUUUAUCCGGAAACGAUAACAAAAUUGUUGAAUUCUUUUGCGCCCCCGGUAGCGGCACCCGAAAAUUUAACUGACAUUGUGCGAGUUGUUUCGCCAUUCGAGCAAAGUACGACAAUGAUGCCGUUGUGGGAGGAAGAAGUUCGGAAAAAAUAUCCUUUGGCGCUGGAUUCGGACGAAGAAGAGGAAGAGAAUUCCUACACAGACCCAGAAACAGAGACGAAAAACGAUAAAUUAGAAGAAAUGGACUUUAUUAAACGGAUCAAGGAUAGUUUCGAGAACCAAACUGAUGUUGAAAUAAAAGUUUCAAGUACGAGUCAACCACGAAGAUGGGAUGACUAUGUGGAAAAUAUAAUUCUACCAGUUGAUAAUGCCGAAGUCUCGGGAUUUGAUAAUGACGAUGAGGAAGACAGUUAUGACAAGGAAGGAGAUGAAAGUGAAGAGGAUGACGAUGAAUACACUUCCAGCGGCGAACGUCUUUCGUCAUACAGAAAAGUUUAUUCAAGCAUUCAACGUACUGCCUUAGGCAAGCCGUUAUUACAGGGUUUUGCCAUGACGCCCGGUUACCCAAAAUACUACAUCGGUGAUAUGGAUUGUAAAUGGAAAAUUACGGCACCGCCUAGUCAGAAAAUUCGAUUAACCAUUCUGGAUUUGGCAUUGCGAUACGAUGACAUUUGCAAGGAUUAUCUGGAAGUUGUCGAUUUGGAAUUGAAUCGUGUGCUGUUUAGUAGUUGUAAGGAGAGUAAGAAACCUAUUGAAGUUAUUAGUAUCUCGAAUCAAGUAGAGAUUAGUGUUAAGUCAGUAUCUAAGCUCGCAUAUCCUAACAGAGGAGUUCUCAUUCAUUAUACAGCGUUAGGUUGUAUUGAACCCCCGAUACCAUCACAUGUUAGUUUGGUUCAAAGAACGGAACACGUUUUAAAUUUUGUCUGUGAUUCAAAAUACGUCUUUCCCGAUACAGCUGCCGCCAGUCGUGAAUUAGUCUGCAUACGUGAGAGACACACGUGGGACAAAACAUUACCCGAUUGUAUUGAACAAGUAAUACCAGAACAAGGCCAUAACACAGUAGUGUCCAGAUAUAAUCAAGCAAGGACAGCAACAUCUCCCAAAAUGACUGAAAAAGAUGCUGAUAUGCUUUAUGAUAUCAUCAUUCCAUCAAUCAUUAUCGCAGCUUUGUUUAUCGUAAAUGCUGUGAUAUUCGCCAUCAUCAUGCGCUACCGAAGACGCAGACAAAGCCUCGACGGCAACGAUGGAAUAGCCGAAUUGUAAUUCAAGAUUUUUUCGUCACAUAAUUUUUCCUGUUUUUUAAUUAUUUGAUCUGAGCAAUUUUUAAAAAAAAUGUAAACAGUCAUUAAAAAUUCAUUGAAAAAUUAUCAAUUAAUUUUAAUUACUUGACAACACAUCCAAUUAACAGUUUUUAUCAACUCUUGAACCGAACAAAAAAAAGAGAAUAAAUUAAUUUCAUAAUUUCCACUGAGAGUUAUUGAUUGACCCGCAAGAAAAAAAAAUAAAAAUUAUUAACAAAUUAUAAGAUUUGAUAACCCGUGAAAAUUGCUAAUCAACCCACACAAAAUUACGGACACGCGAAAAAAUUAAAUAAAUGUCACUUGAUUUGUUUUCUCAAAAUAAAAAAAAAAUAUUAAUAAAUUUCACCUUUUUAGCGGCAUAUCUUUGAAAAAAUUAUAAAAAAAAGAACAAAAUUAUCAAUUAUUAGUGCUUCGUUUAAUUUUUGCAUAAAUAAAAUAGAUUUUUGACUUGUUACUAUGUAAUGAUAAAAAUUAUAAGUAAAAUUAAAGAAAAAUGAGAAAAACAGAUAAGGAUAACAUUUAAGAUAUACUAUAAAAAAGGCAGUACCAA